CUUGUGGCUGUCUUUUUUUUCUCAUAUAAGCGAGCGUAGUAAUCGAUGGAAAAUUAGUAGCCAGUGAGUAUACGAGUCGCAUUGUCAAUUUUCAACAGAGCGCUGUGGAAAUCGGAACGAAAAGUUGGCGGUCCGAAUCGAGCGAUAGUAAAUUUUAUUUUUGCGGAAACAUUCCAUUUCGACUGCUACCAAGUGAAUUAUAAAAACAUGUCGCACUACGUAAUUGAUCUUCGUUCGGAUACGGUAAGUCAGCCGACAGCGGAAAUGCGCCAAGCCAUGUUUGUGGCUGACGUGGGUGACGACGUUUAUGGUGAGGACCCGACGGUAAAUGCAUUGGAGCAGAAAACGGCAAAGUUGUUCGAAAAGGAGGCAGGUCUGUUCGUGCCCAGUGGCACUAUGGGCAAUUUAUUGGCUUGUAUGGUGCACUGUCAUCAGCGUGGCUCGGAAGCAAUUGUGGGUGAUUUAUCUCAUGUCUACCUCUACGAACAAGGUGGCGCUGCUCACAUCGCUGGUAUACAAUUAGCCACAAUACCCAACAACGUGGACGGCACAUUCUGCCUCGAAGCACUGCGUCGCAAGGUGCGCUUGGAGGACGAUCACGAGCCAAUUACGUCCCUGGUAGUGGUGGAGAAUACACACAACAUAUGCGGCGGCAAGGUGAUUCCGCUGGAGUGGCUCGAUAAACUGGCAGCGCUAGUUAAUGGCGAUAAACAGCUGCAACCCUACGGCAAGCGUAUUGCGCUGCACAUGGAUGGGGCGCGCGUCUUUAAUGCGGCCGCAGCGCUGCAGGUGCCUGUGGCACGUAUUGCGCGCGAUUUCGAUUCGGUUAAUAUUUGUUUGAGCAAAGGGCUGUCGGCGCCGGUGGGCUCAGUGCUGGUGGGAUCGGAGGCUUUCAUUAGGCAGGCACGCCGACUGCGCAAGGCGCUGGGAGGUGGCAUGCGGCAAGCAGGUAUUCUGGCGGCAGCCGGCAUUGUGGCCUUGGACACUAUUGUGCCGCGUUUGCAGGAGGAUCAUCAGAGGACUCGACGCAUAGCAGAAGCCAUUCAUAAAGCCAAAAGUCCCAAUGUCACCGUCGAUUUGGCGACUGUUCAAACGAACAUUUUGCUGAUUCAUCUGCCGAAUGCGAAAUUCGGCGCCACGGCGUUCGCCGACCGCUGCAGCGAAGUGACGCCCGAGGAGCUUGCCGCCGGCGUGCAUGCCGCACACAAGGAGCAGGGUAUUAAGGUGAAAGUGAGCGCACGCGAUUGGGAAUUUGCUCGAAUUGUGUUGUACCAUCAGAUCAGCGAUGCGGAUGUCGAUUUGGUAAUCAAGAAAUUCAAUUAUAUAAUACGAGAUGUGGAUGUCCGAUUGGCAGCAUAACUGUCAGGUGACAUAAAUGUGAAAUAAAUAUAUUUUUUUUUGUAUUUUUUAAACGACAUUUGUAUAUAAGUGCAUAAGUUUCUCCUUAGGUGGAUGAUAUUCGUAUUCAUUUCACUAGACACACUAGAGCACUUUAAAUAAGUCCCACAAAUCGACCAUUAAAGAAGACCUUUUUUGAAUUUCUAUUAAUAAAGAAGAAGGAACCCUUAAAACUAUAUUUAUGGCGAUAUAUGGAA
This is a messenger RNA of Bactrocera tryoni, 1595 nucleotides long. Its product is annotated as probable low-specificity L-threonine aldolase 2. Gene Ontology annotation, cellular component: cytosol. Bases 208 to 1359 code for a protein of 383 amino acids. The record is from RefSeq and is a predicted model, not a curated record. The transcript has 6 exons. Gene Ontology annotation, biological process: glycine biosynthetic process; L-threonine catabolic process. Gene Ontology annotation, molecular function: L-allo-threonine aldolase activity. NCBI's taxonomy places the organism in Eukaryota, Metazoa, Arthropoda, Insecta, Diptera, Tephritidae.